GCCGCGGGCGCCAUGAGCCAGGGCGGCGGGGCCGCCGGCGAGAGCGGCGAGCCGGAGGCCAAGGUGCUGCACACCAAGCGGCUGUACCGGGCAGUGGUUGAGGCCGUGCAUCGACUGGAUCUCAUCCUUGGCAAUAAGGCAGCGUAUCAGGACGUGUUCAAGCCAGAGAACAUCAGCUUGAGGAACAAGCUGCGGGAGCUGUGCGUGAAGCUGAUGUUCCUGCAUCCAGUGGAUUAUGGAAGAAAAGCAGAAGAACUGCUCUGGAGAAAAGUUUACUAUGAAGUUAUCCAGCUCAUUAAAACAAAUAAAAAGCACAUCCACAGCCGCAGCACUCUGGAGUGCGCGUACCGGACUCACCUGGUGGCUGGCAUAGGGUUUUACCAGCACCUCCUGCUCUACAUCCAGUCCCACUACCAGCUGGAGCUGCAGUGCUGCAUCGACUGGACGCACGUGACAGACCCUCUAAUAGGCUGCAAGAAGCCCGUGUCUGCGUCGGAGAAGGAGAUGGAGUGGGCGCAGAUGGCAUGUCACCGAUGUCUAGUUUACCUGGGAGAUCUAGCUCGCUACCAGAAUGAGCUGGCAGGUGUGGACACGGAGCUGCUGGCGGAGCGGUUUUACUAUCAAGCCCUUUCUGUUGCACCACAAAUUGGAAUGCCCUUCAACCAGUUGGGGACAUUGGCAGGCAGCAAAUACUACAAUGUGGAAGCAACCUACUGCUACUUACGCUGCAUCCAGUCUGAAGUGUCCUUCGAAGGUGCCUAUGGGAACCUGAAGCGGCUGUAUGACAAAGCAGCCAAGAUGUAUCACCAGCUGAAGAAAUGUGAAACCAGGAAGUUGUCUCCAAGCAAGAAACGAGGCAAAGACAUUAAGAGGUUGCUGGUGAGCUUCAUGUACCUGCAGAGUCUUUUGCAGCCAAAGAGCAGCUCUCUGGAUUCUGAGCUGACGUCUCUCUGCCAGUCUGUGCUGGAGGAUUUCAACCUGUGCUUGUUCUACCUGCCCUCUCCUCCUAAUCUGGGCUCAAGUAGUGAAGAUGAAGAAGAGUAUGAGAGCGGCUACUCCUUCCUUCCUGAUCUCCUGAUCUUUCGCAUGGUCAUCAUCUGCCUUAUGAGUGUUCACAGCCUCAAGAGGGCAGGUUCCAAGCAGUACAGCGCAGCCAUUGCCUUCACGCUGGCCCUCUUCUCUCACCUGAUAAAUCACGUCAAUAUUCGCCUCCAAGCAGAGCUAGAAGAAGGGGAAAAUCCCGUCCCAGCCUUUCAGAGUGAUGGCACAGAUGAUCAGGAGUCACGGGAGCCUGUGAACUCAAUUGAGAAGGAAGCUGAAGCUGAGCUGGCCAAUCAUCAGCCCAGCGAGGAACAGAGGAAGAACAACUGCAAGAAAAGCAAGAAAUACUCCCGGCUCUCCUGUCUGCGCCGCCGCCGCCACCCCCAGAAAGCGGACGAGAGCGACCUGAGCGAGGGCUUUGACUCUGAUUCCAGCCAGGGCUCCAUCAAGGGCAGCGAUGGCUCAGAGAGUGGCUCAGAGAAGAGUGAUGAGGAAGCAGAAGCUGCUUUUGAUGUGGAGACAGACUCUGACAUGAACAGCCAAGAGUCUCGGUCUGACUUGGAGGACAUGGAGGAUGAGCCGGGUGAGGAGGGAAGCAGCCGAGGCAAAAGUGGGCCCAAAGGGGCCUUAAAAAACUGUGUGGAUGGUAGUGGGCUGGGGGACUCCAAGAGCCCAAGCAUCUCUAAAAUUGAGGCAGCAGAUCCAGCAGUCAAUGGGCCAGCUUCCCUGAGCACUAACGAUGCAAGCAUAGCCAGUAACCUGCAGGCCAUGUCCACCCAGCUGUUCCAGACCAAACGCUGCUUUCGCUUGGCCCCCACGUUCAGCAACAUCCUCCUGAAACCCAGCAGUGAACCACCUGCCUUGAAGGACGGGAUAGAGAGCAAGCCAUGUGUCAACGGAGAUCUGGAGAAGCCCAGCUUGGCAGAGCAAGAUGAUGUGUCUGACUCUGAGGAAAGCAUUUCAAGUAACAAAUCCUGCAGGAAUGAGCGAUCCCUUCAGGAGAGGCUGGAGAUCGUAACCAACGAGGGGCUGCUGCUCACUGUCAAGGUGUUCCUGGACUGGCUGAGGACGAACACAGACCUCAUCAUCAUGUGUGCUCAGAGCUCCCAGAGCCUGUGGAACAGGCUAUCUGUGCUCCUGAACCUUCUGCCUUCUGCUGCAGACCUGCAGGAAUCAGGGCUGGCCCUGUGUGAUGAAGUCAAGGACAUCCUGAGUGAGGCUGAGCUCCCAGACCUGAAGGCCAGCCUCCUGCUCCCAGAAGAUGUGGCCCUGCGCAAUCUCCCCCCUCUGAAAAAUGCACACAGGAGGUUUAACUUUGAGCAGGACCGGCCCAUUUUCUCAGCAGUUGAGGAGUCUGUCGUGCGGAUCUGCUGCAUUCGGAGCUUUGGUCACUUCAUUACCCAUCUCCAGGGCAGCAUCCUGCAGUUCAACUCGGAGCUUGGGAUCUUCAUCAGCAUAGCACAGUCGGACCAAGACAACUUGCUGCACCAGGCCCAGGCCCAGUUUCACAUGGCUGCAGAGGAAGCUCGUCGGAACAGGCUCAUGAGAGACAUGGCUCAGCUUCGACUGCAGCUGGAGGUGUCUCAGCUGGAGGGAAGUCUCCAGCAGCCCAAAGCACAGUCAGCCAUGUCUCCUUACCUUGUCCCGGACACCCAGGCCCUUUGCCAGCACCUGACCCUUGUCAAGCAGCUGGCCACCAGCGGGAGGUUCAUAAUCAUCAUCCCUCGCACAGUUAUUGAUGGCUUAGACUUCCUGAAAAAGGAGAACGCUGGUGCUCGGGACAGCAUCCGGUACCUGGAGGCAGAGUUUAAAAAGGGAAACAGGUACAUUCGUUGCCAGAAGGAUGUUGGGAAGAGCUUUGAGAGGCAUAAAUUGAAGAGACAAGAUUUAGAUGCCUGGAAUCUCUAUAAAAUACUGGACAGCUGCAAACAACUGACAGUGUCCCAAGGGAGUGGAGAGGACGACACCACGGGAAUGGUCACCAUCAUCACAGGCUUCCAGCUGGAGGACCCAAGCACAUUUUCGGUGCCCAUGCAGUCUGCCAUCCAGGCAGCCGCCAAUGCCAGUGUAGAAAUAAAAAAUGUUCUGGAGUUCUACAAGCAGUGGAAAGAGAUGGGCUGAUGGUCAGAAAGGCAUCGGGUUGGUGAACCUUUCUCUCCCCCUCUCGGAACGUGCAGCGUCUGACCGAAGGAAACAACAAUCUGGGCGACACUUAGACACGAAGAAGCAGCAGCAGCAGCAACAGUAACAAAAAUACCUACCCAAACGAAUUAAAAAACAAAAAAAAUCCAAUGUGGGCACGCACACAGACACCCUCCACCUGCAUCCUGACCAGACGGCUGUACAGCUCCGAUGGCGCCAACUGCUCUGAGAGAGGCCCCUCGGCACCGCCGGGGCAGAGCUCUGCCCUUCUCCCAGUCGGCAGAGAUGGGCGAGAGACGGGCAGUCUUUCAUCCCCCUCCUUCCUCCAAAAGCUUGCUUGGCCAGCAGAAUGGGCCGGUGGUUCAGAGCGUGGACUUGACUUCAGCGAAACCAAACCAGCAUGGCGGAAACGGAGCCCUCCAGCUUGGGAAAGAAGAUCCAAAGAGUGUUUUACUCUUGUUUGGCAAUCUGGGGACAGGAAAGCAGAUAGUCUUUUUUUUUCUUUUUUUUUCCCCUCCUUUGAAUUAAUUAUUUUUCAAGGGACUUUUUUCCUUUUAAUUCUUCAGUUUUAUAUAUAUAAGUAAUAUUAAAAAAAACAGGAAAAAGAGGAUUUCCCUUGGGGUUCUGGAUACUCUUCCAGUGUCAGAGAGAAAAGGAAACAAUUAUGCUAUUUAAAAGGGGGGGAAAGCUCUUAAUAUAAUUUUUUUUGUCUUAGAACAAGCAUAUUUAUUUCCUUUCCCAGUCCCCAAUGGAGCGGGCUCAGUGCAAAGGGAUGUGGGCCUGCAAGGAGAGAGCAGCCCCAUGGUGCACAUCCCCCUCUCCCUACGAGCCACACACUUCACGAGCGACAUGAGCUUGGCUGUGCUGCUCCAGGGAGGCCACAGGACUCUCUGCCUUUAUCCCCAGUCUCUCCCACUUUGCUUCCAACAUUAGACCUCGGAGGAAAGGAGCAAUCCAGCAGAGUGGCUGGAAGAGAGAGAAGAGCCAGGUGGGAUUUAAACACCGAUAAGGCUCAACUGCUUGGCUUGAGCACUGCAACCCUGAGAUGGAGGGGACGUCUCCAAAGAACCCAACACCUCUUUUUUUGUCUUUUCUUUUUCCCCCCCUUUUUUUCCCUAAAUCUUGCAAUGGAGUGUGGAGGAGGAAGGAGGAUCCCAAAAGCCAUUAUCUUCUGCUGGUUGUUCAAUGCACCACUGCUGCUAUGUCAUGCUAGAGAGGGCUGCAGAGCUGGAGCAUUUGUGUCCCCCCUCUUCGUGUCCCUCAGGGCCGGCAGAGGCAGUGCCAUGACCGCCACUGCCCAGGAGGACCAAGCUCAUGGACCAUUCCGUACUUUUUGCAUCCCAGACGGGAGGGAUGAUGCUACCUGGACAGAUGCUAGAAGAGCUGGUUCCCCAGAGGACCCGUGAGGGACCUCACAGACCUCCAUCCCAACAGCAUCUAACGCAACCUGUGUCUCGCACGUUGUCACUCACCGGCGCUUGGACGUGAAGUCGCGGGUUCCUCACAGGGCAGUGGGAGAGGGGCUGGGUGGCCUCUUUGUGCUCCCUCUGCCUCCGUGUGCCCAUGGAACAGAUGUCUCCACCCACAUGAACCAGCAGCAGCUAUGCAAGUACAAACCACUUGAGUCUUCUACCUGUGUGUGUUCUCACACGAGCCAGCCAGAAGCUGCUACAGCCGGGGUGUAAGAUGGGAAGGCAAGUCACAUCCUCCAGUCUGUGUGGGCUCUGAGCACAGUGUGUUGUACUGCAAGGGCAGGAUGUUCCUUGUUUUCAGGUAAAAACUAAGAAUACCAGCACAAGUCCCAGAGGAUUCAUUUCUUUUCCAGUUCCAGCUCCUUUGCAAUGCAGCAGAGGGAAAUGCCAAGCUCCACAGUUCAGGUGGAUCCAUCCCUGGAGGCUGACAGGCGGGGGUGGGGGAGGGACAGGGGUUUCCCUACACGAUUUUCCAUUUUGCAGCUCUUCCUGAAACAAAGUGCUUUGCUUGGCUAAGCCAAGGAAAGGACAUACACAGAACAGCAGGUCAAAGACUCUGGCUCACCUUGGAAGUUCUUGGGGAUCUGAGAUGGGCUGUGAAACUCAGUCACUCUUCCCUCCAGUGGUGGUGUUUGUGUAGCUUAUUAUUUCUGUUUGAUGGGGUGGGAAAAGAGAAGGGAAUCACCUUGUGAGACAUGGUGGAAAGCAGAGGCAUCACCCUCUGCGCCUCAGCUGAUAUGCAGAGUGCUGCUCUUGUAGUGAAACACUCCUUGUCUGGUGGGGGCCUGGCUCGAGGGUGUGGUGGGCUCUGCUUUUUCUUGCUGAUAGGGAACUCCCCUGAUCCUGAGCACAGCAGAGCCGUCUGGGAGUCAGCUGGGGCUGAGCCUGACUGUAUGUGUCUCCUGAGAGCCCUCGCAGUUGUCCCCCAGCCGCGCUUGGGGUUGGUGAAGCUGCAGUCAGAGCAGUGAGGAGCUGGGGGUACUGCUCAGCUUCGUUCCAGGCUGGUCAUUCCCUUGGUCCCAGCCGGAUCUGGAGGGGAGGGAAGAGCAGUGCAGGCAGUGCAGCAACCCAGAGGGAAUCCCUGUCUCACUGGUGGCAAGUGUCUCAGUUUGUGCAUCUCCCAGAGCUGUGCAGGAUGGGAGCUGGGAGCCAAGUGCCGUGGGGUCAGGGGCUGGGGCUGGAGGCUGGGGCUGGCACAGUGUCCUGGGUCACCAAGGCCUCGUUUGGGCACAGGGCACAGUUUAAGAACAAAAGUAAAUAAACUCAAUUUCUGUAA
This is a messenger RNA of Chiroxiphia lanceolata (lance-tailed manakin), 5931 nucleotides long. It is a transcript of the gene SMG5, whose product is annotated as SMG5 nonsense mediated mRNA decay factor. NCBI's taxonomy places the organism in Eukaryota, Metazoa, Chordata, Aves, Passeriformes, Pipridae. The transcript is spliced from 22 exons. Gene Ontology annotation, molecular function: protein binding; telomeric repeat DNA binding; telomerase RNA binding. The record is from RefSeq and is a predicted model, not a curated record. The coding region runs from base 13 to 3162 and encodes 1049 amino acids. Gene Ontology annotation, cellular component: telomerase holoenzyme complex. Gene Ontology annotation, biological process: nuclear-transcribed mRNA catabolic process, nonsense-mediated decay.